This is a messenger RNA of Vombatus ursinus (common wombat), 891 nucleotides long. RefSeq names its product potassium/sodium hyperpolarization-activated cyclic nucleotide-gated channel 3-like. Gene Ontology annotation, biological process: monoatomic ion transport; transmembrane transport. Gene Ontology annotation, molecular function: monoatomic ion channel activity. Gene Ontology annotation, cellular component: membrane. NCBI's taxonomy places the organism in Eukaryota, Metazoa, Chordata, Mammalia, Diprotodontia, Vombatidae. The annotation marks the transcript as partial. The transcript has 3 exons. The record is from RefSeq and is a predicted model, not a curated record.
AUGGAUUCUGAGCAGCGGCCCGCGGCAGCAACGGCGGGUGCAGGAGACGGAGGCACCCUGGGGCUGGAGGCGGCCCCCCCGCCUGCCCCCGGCCCGGCUACCGCCGUCCCAGGACCCUCGCCCGUUCCGGGGCCCGAACUAGGGCCCGGGCCGAUGCGGCGGCAGCUCGGGGCCCUCCUCCAGCCAGCCGUCAACAAGUUCUCCCUCCGGGUAUUCGGUAGCCACAAGGCGGUGGAGAUAGAGCAGGAGCGGGUCAAGUCAGCCGGAGCCUGGAUCAUCCAUCCCUACAGCGACUUCCGAUUUUACUGGGACCUGAUCAUGCUACUAUUAAUGGUGGGGAAUCUUAUUGUCCUCCCCGUGGGCAUCACCUUUUUCAAGGAGGAAAACUCCCCACCCUGGAUUGUCUUCAAUGUCCUCUCCGACACCUUUUUCCUGCUGGACCUGGUGCUGAACUUCAGGACAGGGAUUGUGGUGGAAGAAGGAGCAGAGAUUCUCCUGGCUCCUCAAGCCAUCCGAACUCGCUACCUCCGCACCUGGUUUUUAGUGGAUCUCAUCUCCUCCAUUCCAGUGGACUACAUCUUCCUCGUGGUGGAGUUGGAACCACGAUUAGAUGCUGAGGUUUACAAGACAGCCAGGGCCCUUCGAAUUGUCCGUUUCACCAAGAUCCUCAGCCUUCUGCGGCUGCUCCGCCUCUCCCGCCUCAUCCGAUACAUCCACCAAUGGGAGGAGAUCUUUCACAUGACCUAUGACCUGGCCAGUGCUGUGGUUCGGAUCUUCAAUCUCAUUGGGAUGAUGCUGCUGUUGUGUCACUGGGAUGGCUGCCUACAAUUCCUGGUCCCAAUGCUCCAGGACUUUCCUCCUGACUGCUGGGUUUCCAUCAACCACAUGGUG